Neltuma alba is the source of this 1368-nucleotide messenger RNA. Its product is annotated as pentatricopeptide repeat-containing protein At4g18840-like. Gene Ontology annotation, biological process: RNA modification. The transcript has a single exon. The record is from RefSeq and is a predicted model, not a curated record. Gene Ontology annotation, molecular function: RNA binding; protein binding. Lineage: Eukaryota; Viridiplantae; Streptophyta; Magnoliopsida; Fabales; Fabaceae. Bases 1 to 1368 code for a protein of 455 amino acids.
AUGCGUCAACUUUAUCAAAUUCAGGCCCAACUUUUCGUUUUCCCUCUAUUUCCCGAUUCUAAAUCUAUUGACCCCAACAUCAUCGCCGUUAAGCUCAUAGGGGUAUGUGGCGCCCGCGCUAAUGCGCACCACGGUGCUUUAAUCUUCACUCAUUACCUUUCAAACCCAAAUAUCUUCGCUUACAAUGCCCUUCUCAAAGCAUUUGCUCAGAACAAUCUCUGGCAAGGUACGAUAUAUCACUUCAACAAGCAAUUGUUAACGCCUGAUGCUCCAAACCCAGAUGAGUACACGUUCACUUCCGUUCUCAAGGCAUGCGCUGGACUUGCCUGGCCGGUAGAAGGUGAAAAGGUUCAUUGCAUUGUCACUAAAUAUGGAUGCGAAUCAAACCUUUUUGUGUGUAACUCGCUGGUGGAUUUAUCUUUUAAAGUGGGUCAGCUUGGGAAUGCUCAGAAGCUAUUUAAUAAGAUGAUUUUUAGAGAUAUUGUAUCUUGGAACACUUUACUUUCUGGUCAUUGUUUAAGUGGAAACACCAAUCAGGCAAGGUGGAUUUUCGAUGGGAUGGGUGAGAAAAACACGGUUUCUUGGUCGACGAUGAUUAGUGGCUAUGCAAAGAUGGGCAAGUUAUAUGAAGCACGCCAGCUUUUUGAUAAAAUGCCAGAGAGAAAUGGAGUUUCAUGGAACGCAAUGAUUUCUGGUUAUGCCCAAAAUGAGAAGUAUUCCCAUGCUAUAGAGUUAUUUCACCAAAUGCAACAACAGAGUAAUCUGGUGCCCAAUGAUGUUACACUCGUUAGUGUAUUGUCUGCUUGUGCACAGCUUGGAGCACUUGAUUUAGGGAAGUGGAUUGAUAGAUUUAUAAAGCGAAACAAGAUAAAGCUGAGUCUGUUUUUAGGCAACUCACUGGCUGAUAUGUAUGCAAAGUGUGGAUGCAUAGUGGAUGCUAGGCUUGUUUUUGAUUCAAUGCAGGAAAAAGACGUGACCUCUUGGACUAUUAUAAUCACCGGCUUAGCAAUGCACGGGCAUGCAAAUGAAGCCUUCAUCUGCUUUAGAGAAAUGAUUGAACAUGGAAUGAGGCCUUGUGAUAUAACUUUCAUGGGGCUACUAACAGCAUGUACGCAUGCUGGACUGGGUGAUGAGGGGCUGGACUAUUUUCAUAUGAUGGACCAAGUGUAUGGAAUUUCUCCUAAGAUUGAACACUACGGGUGCGUGGUUGAUCUUCUUAGCCGCACUGGUCAUCUAAAAAAAGCUGAGAAUUUGAUCAUCUCAAUGCCUAUGGAGCCUAAUGUCAUAGUUUGGGGUGCACUUCUUGGUGGAGCUGGGAAUGCGGGCUGGCGGUGCGGAUAUGGGCCAACCCGCAGCGGUGCGGGCUGA